Acaulospora colombiana is the source of this 816-nucleotide messenger RNA. Lineage: Eukaryota; Fungi; Glomeromycota; Glomeromycetes; Diversisporales; Acaulosporaceae. The record is from the annotation of a GenBank genome assembly.
AUGGCCAGAGCCAAGGCAACACACUUGGAAGUGACCACAUCCUUUUUGUCACCAUGUACCUCUUGCCGUCGCCGUCUCAUUCGUGAUUUCAAGCACCUCUCCUCUGACCCUCCGGCCGGAAUCAGCGGAGCGCCUUGCCCAGAGAACAUUAUGGUCUGGAAUGCGGUCAUUUUUGGACCAGCUGAUACUCCUUUCGAGGAUGGGACGUUCAAGCUGGUCCUCACAUUCGAGGAAAGCUACCCCAACAAGCCCCCGCACGUCAAGUUCCUUUCGCGAAUGUUCCAUCCCAAUGUAUACGCUACUGGAGAAUUGUGUUUGGAUAUUCUCCAGAAUAGAUGGAGUCCGACUUACGAUGUCAGCGCAAUCCUGACGAGCAUCCAGAGCUUGUUACACGACCCUAAUCCAAACAGCCCCGCCAAUGCUGAGGCAGCAGCUCUCUACCGAGACAACAUGAAGGAGUAUGUGCGUCGCGUCAAGGUUACGGUCGAGGAAAGUUGGAUGGAUCCUCCGGAGGAACCAGCAACUACUGGGAGCAGUCGAACUCGAGAGGCUAGCGCGAACGCGAAUGCAAUGGACGAACCCUUUCACGCUCCUCAAGCUCAAGCUUAUUGUGAAGGCAAAUGGGACGUCUGGGACCCUAAAAUCACCACACCACCAGGACUGAGAAGAGGGAGCUGCGUCCCACCGAGCCAUCCUAAAGGUCCAAUAUCUGGUAGCGACCAAAUAGACCCCUUGACGUGGUCAGGGGCAAGAAUAUAUCGAAGCAACUUGGUUACACGAAGGCUGAAAUGGAAAGUAAAGCCCUCGUCAAGGUAA